AUGGAUGAACCCAGCACAGUGGCUGAAAACGGAAGAACAGUAAGCCAGCAACGCUCGCAGACUGUCCUGGAGGACAACACUGUUAAUGCAGACAUGCUGUCACUGUUUCAGAUGUCAACCCUGAUUGUCCUCAGGGCUUUUGGCCUUGGGCAACUAACAUUGGAGCAACCUGAAGUGUCAGUUACUGGAACAAGAGAAAAGAGUGCAAUUGUGUCUUGCAAGGUGUCCUCUAAGGACUUCAGCAAAGAUUACAUCCACUGGUACCGGCAAAAACCAGAUCAGGGUUUAGAACAGCUACUAUACGUCUCAACAGCCCCUGCGCAAAGUCACUUAGGAGGGACGAAAAACAAGCUUGAGGCCAAAAAUGAUGUUUCCUCUUCCACUUCUACCUUGAAAAUAAGUUUCUUAGAGAAAGACGAUGAGGCCAUGUACUACUGUGCCGGCUGGGUAAGCUCCAAUCAUUGUGACAGUUCAAUCUGGAUCAAGGUAUUUGGUGAAGGAACUAAGGUCGUAGUAAUACCUCCUGAUAGAAGGCUUGAUGGAGACUUGUUUCCCAAGCCCACUAUAUUUUUCCCUUCAGUUGAGGAAGUAAAACUCCAUAUGGCUGGAACACAUCUUUGCCUUCUUCAGAAAUUUUUCCCUGAUGCUAUUAAGGUACAAUGGAAAGAAAAGAAUGGCAAUACAAUUCUGGAAUCCCAACAGGGAGAUAUCAUCAAGACCAAUGACACAUACAUGAAAUUCAGCUGGCUGACCUUGACUAAAAAGGCAAUGGAUAAAGAACAUGUAUGUAUUGUCAAACACGAGAAUAACAAAGGUGGACGUGAUCAAGAGAUUCUUUUUUCUUCAGUUAACAAAGUUGUCGCUACUACUAAACCUCCAAAUGAUGGUUUGAAGGAUAAAAGUGAUAGAAACCUUGCUACAGACAUUUCACCCAAGCCCACUAUUUUUCUUCCUUCAAUUGCUGAAAUCAACCACAGUAAGACUGGAACAUAUCUUUCUCUUCUGGAGAAAUUUUUCCCUGAUAUUAUUGAGGUUUACUGGAAAGAAAAGGAUGGCAACAGAGCUCUGCCAUCCCAGAAGGGAAAUACCAUGAAGACCACUGACACAUACAUGAAGUUCAGCUGGCUGACUGUGGCUGAAAACUCCAUGGAUAAAGAACAUAUAUGUGUCGUCAAACAUGAGAGAAAUAUAGGAGGAAUUAAUCAAGAGAUUCUUUUUCCUUCAAUAAAUGAAGAAGUUACCGGUACUGGUUCUAAAAAAGAUUGUCUGAAAGAUGAAAGUGAAGUCACUGCUGAUCAUAAUUCUACAAAAGUGUGUCUGAAAGAUGAAAGCAAUACCCUGCAGCUGCAGCUCAUGAACACCUCUGCCUAUUACACCUACCUCCUUCUCCUCCUCAAGAGUGCAGUCUACUUUAUCAUCACCACCUCCUGUGUGUUUCGGAGAACAGGCGUCUGCUGUGACGGGAAGAACUUGUGA
This is a messenger RNA of Rangifer tarandus platyrhynchus (Svalbard reindeer), 1476 nucleotides long. NCBI's taxonomy places the organism in Eukaryota, Metazoa, Chordata, Mammalia, Artiodactyla, Cervidae. The record is from the annotation of a GenBank genome assembly.